This is a messenger RNA of Schistocerca americana (American grasshopper), 5140 nucleotides long. RefSeq names its product protein nervous wreck (gene nwk). The coding region runs from base 53 to 3136 and encodes 1027 amino acids. The record is from RefSeq and is a predicted model, not a curated record. Lineage: Eukaryota; Metazoa; Arthropoda; Insecta; Orthoptera; Acrididae. The transcript is spliced from 23 exons. Gene Ontology annotation, cellular component: recycling endosome; neuromuscular junction. Gene Ontology annotation, biological process: regulation of actin filament polymerization; neuromuscular synaptic transmission. Gene Ontology annotation, molecular function: protein binding.
CGGCGGUGGUGGAGGCGGCAGCCAGUGCUGCGGAGGAGGCGCAGCAGCCACCAUGCAGCCGCCCCCCAGGAAGGGGACCUAUGCCAAGUUCCUCACGAAGUUCCACUCGGAGCAGGUGACAAAGCUGCAAGCCAAGAACCAGCAUGAGUGUGACCUGCUGGAGGACAUCCGGAACUACACCCUCAAAAGAUCAGCAAUCGAGAAGUCAUACUCUGAGGCGCUGCUUAAGAUAUCAUCGGCAUACCUCAAUAAGAAAAUCCCCAACAUCCCAGACAUCAAGACAGAAGGCGGUGAAGAAAAAUGGAACAUGUGGAACGUGUGGCGCACGGUACUGGAGGAGAACGAGAAGUUGGCACGCGCGAGGUUGGCAGCCGUGGAGGUAUUUCACCAGCAGAUAGCGGACGACGCUAAGGUGCUACGGUCGCAGAAGGUCCAGAACGCCAAGAAGUCCAUCGACCAGCUGGUAGUCGUGCAGAAGGAGCUGCAGCAGUGCGUGCAGGAUGUGGAUAAGACCAAGAAGCUGUACUUCGACGAGGAACACAGCGCGCACGACGUCAGGGACAAGGCCAAGGAUAUCGAGGAGAAGUUAAAGAAAAAGAAGGGUUCGUUCUUCCAGUCAAUUACAUCACUUCAGAAGAACAGUGCAAAGGUCUCAUCGAAACGCGAGCAGCUGGAAGAAAAGUCUACGGGGGCGCGUAACGACUACCUGCUGAGCAUAGCCGCUGCGAAUGCCCACCAGAACCGCUACUUCACCAAGGACCUGCAGAACACCAUGGUGUCGAUGGAGAACCGCGUGUUCGAGAAGGUGGCCGACUACUUGUCGCUGAUUGGCCGCACGGAGCUGCUGACCUGCAGUGCCACGCAGACUUCCUUCACCCGCAUCCGGGACCAAGCGCAACAGCUGACGCGCGAGUACAACCUGCAGUGCCUGUACCUGUUCUACCCGGUGCUGAAGCAGCACAUCCAGUACGAGUUCGAGCCGUGCGAGAACGACAGCAUCGACAAGGUGACGGCCGACCACUCGUCGGCGCAGCAGCAGCUCAGCAAGGAGGCCAAGCGCUGGGCCACGCGCAUCGCGCGCGACAAGCAGAACGUCGCCGAGUACGAGAGGCGCCUCGUGGCGCUGCAGGCCCUGCGCGACCAGGGGCAGAAGGUCGAUCCAAACGAUGUAAAUGGACCAGAUCUGGAAACGAAAAUCGAAGACCUGAAACACAGCAUUAGAAGGUCUGAGACUUCCAAGGUGAAAGCAGAAGCUCGCAUAGAGUGCUUGAGAGCAGGGGGAGUAAACGUGGACGAGUGGCUGCAGGAGGCUGACAGCCUGAGCGUGCAGGACAUGCCCCGCUCCGCCAGCUCGCUCUCCAUGCGGACGGACGGCGGCUCGGGACAAGGGGAGGCGGCGGGCUCGGACUCGCUGUACGACAGCGACGUGGACGCCAGCGGCUCCGAGGUGACGGCGGUGGAGCGCGGGGGCCGCGACGAGGAGGCGGAGCGCCAGGAGGCCGCCGAGGUGGACGCCAUGGUGGAGGCGGAGCGGCAGCGGCUGGAGCAGCUGACGGCGGGCUGGGACGACCCCACCAACGUGGACUGGGGGCCGCCCGACGACAGCGAGCCGCCCCCGUCCGCGGGGGCGGACUCUACCGGCACGGAGCACGACGCAGAGGCCAUGGGCGCACAGGACGCCGAGCCACGCAUCUUCCCGCCGGGGCAGACCUUCAAGUGCAUCGCACUCUACAACUACACGGCGCAGAACGCGGACGAGCUGAGCAUCGUGGAGAACGAGCAGCUGGAGGUGGUGGGCGAGGGCGACGGCGACGGCUGGCUGCGGGCGCGCAACUACCGCGGCGAGGAGGGCUUCGUGCCGCAGAACUACCUAGACGUCGAGCAGACGGCCAGCGCCGCGGGCGCCGCCUUCGAGCUGGCGCAGCAGAUCUCUUUCAGCUCCGUGGACUACACGCUCGACGACGACACCGCCGUCGUGCCCGAGGACGAGAUGCAGCACCAGCAGCAGCUGCAGCAGCAGCAGCAGCAACAGCAACAGCAACAGCAACAGCAACCUGUGGAGGCGGUGUCGCCGCUGACGGUGAGCGCGUCCGGCUACUGCGUGGCGCUGUACGACUACGAGGCGACGUGCGAGGACGAGCUGACGUUCAGCGAGGGCCAGGUGAUCCGCGUGCUCAGCAAGGAGCCGCACAGCGUCGACGACGGCUGGUGGGCCGGCGAGAUCGCCGGCACGGGCCAAGCCGGCCUCUUCCCCUCGCUCGUCGUCGAGGAAUGCCGCGAGGACGGCGAGCCUCUCACGCCGCCGGCGGACGACGAGGCUCCCAGCUCGGCACCGCCGGUGUUCACGCCGCCGGACGUGCCCAGCUUCCUGCUGGCCCCGCAGACGGUCGUCACGCAGCCCACGCCAGAAAUCGAGAGCUCAGCGUUCUCCAUGCAGAUGACGGGAGCGCAGCACCAGCAGUACGGGUCGCAGUUCUCUGGAGGCCCGCCCUCUAUCGUCACGGGACCCGAGACCAUUGGAGGAGAAGACGUGCCAAGCGUCAUGGUGCAGGUAACAGAUGAGGCUGGGGAAGAAUCCGGCACCGGCCUGCCGGUGGAGGCGGCAAGCAGCGGCCCCGAAGCUGGUGGCGAAUCCUCGGCGUGUGAGCCGUCGGCGCCGCCCACCACCCUGCCCGGAGUCGGCAUGGGCGGUGGCCUGGGCGUCGCGCAGAUCGUCAUCACCGCCGCCACGCCCACCAUCGAGGAGCCCGAGCAGCCCUUCCCGCCCCCGCCUGACGCCGACGAGGAGGCACCGGAGGCGGCGGCCGCCGAGGCGGACGAGGAGGUUCAGCCGCGCGGCCCCGGCCUCGUGGGGGCGGACUCGGAGGAGGCGGAUGCGGGGCCGGACAGCGCACCCGACGACGACGAGGAGCCGCCCACCACGGCCAGCGACGAGGACGAGUCGCUGUCGGCCCCCAGCACGGCAGACAACAGCACGCAGGCCCCCGUCAAGGAACAACAGCAGCAAGAGGAGGAGGAGGAAGAGUGCGCGCUGCCCCCGAUGCGUCAGCCGCUCGGAGGCCGCGCGUCCAUCCCUGACGAGCUCGAACCCCACCAGCUGGCGCAGCUGCAGGACCUCAAGGAAUCCAACGCGUAGGCAGACGGCAAGGUCCGCCUCUUCGCCCGGGGUCCAGCUAACGCUGCUUGUCACUACACUGUGUGUUCACCCUUUCUCCAAACACACAACACAGACGCGAGUUCGGCCGAAGCCUUGCAGACAUAUUCCGGCGCAACGACCCUUACGAUGCCAUCUCCACGUCUGCGCGAGUUAUCACACUUCUCCUCAUCUACUCCACCAUACAUCUCUCUAGAAAGGGCCAUUACUUCCUUCUCUCCUAUCUUAUUGUUUCACACCCCUUGCAGCGGACAUUUCCAGCUCCAGUGUCCCACUGUUGCAUACCAACCCUUCGUCCAGCUAUCACACUGUACAAAUCAGAGUACAAGGGCAACGUUUGCGUCCUGGGGUGUUGCACUCUUUCAGCUACGGAGCAGUGCUUAUGCUUCUUGGGGCAAUACGUUCCACAAAUAUGACUUCUUUCUGACCUCUAACAUAUUGGGAUUUGUAUUGAUGUAACCUCCCUCUCUGACAAUACAAUUACGAAGCUUAGUGAGUGCUAAGACACAUUCUAAAAGGGUACCGGCAUCUAAUCCAAUUUGUGAUAAUGUUUUUAAUGCCCACGGCAUUGUGAAAGAUAGGCGAAAGGCGAGCGAAUUCUGAAAAACCUACACAGGCUUCAGUUUUGAAAGUAUGUUUCCGCAAGCUCGCUGUUUUUCCGUAUAUACAACACGGAUGGACGAGGACUAGAGGGAUCCAGGUAGGAUUUUGCGACUGCAGUAAACACCUGCUUCCCGCGAAACUGUGACGACAUUUAGUGCUUUGUGCGUGCAUAAUCUACAGUGAUUUCUUUCAUUUCGGAGGAAACUCGAUCGAUAGAUAACAUUUUGUUUGACACUAGUUUGUUUUCAACACUGCGAGACGUCACACGCAAUUCCUAUCCUAUAUUCUUCCACAAAAAAAACCGUAGUUACUUCCUCACUACUCUGUUCACAGGUACCAUGUUACUAUUUAUGUACUGUCGACCAAAUAUUCUUCCCGGCCAGUACAAUGGCAGAACACUUCCCCCUUUGGGAUGUAAUGAAUAUUGAUAGCAGAUAAUUUUACUGAUUUUUUCUCUCAGUGCGGAACUAAACACCGUCCGUGAAGCAGAACACCAAGGUCACAUCAUGUACUAAUUCCCUAAACUACGACUGCCAAUCUAAGCGAAUAACCCCAGAAGUUUCAGGGACUUCACACGCAAUGUCUUAUUGCGUUACUAGUAAGAGAACUAAAUAGGCAGCGCACUGUCAUGACACGAUUUAACAUGCGGCUACAUUUGGCCGGAAAUAUAUUAUACAAAUAACCUUGCCGUCUGCCUAGCAAGUAAAAGUGCUCAAUGAUCUUUGCGGACGGAAGCCCGCCUGUUAAGACGGCGCUCCGUCUGCAGGAGGGGUUUAAAAAAAAUAUGGGAACAACAUUUGAAGAAGCACACUGAGUAAAAACCAAUAGAGGAACUGGUGUUUUUAUUUUCUAAAUCUGCUUGUUAGUGGUUUCUGUGCUAAGCUGGUUACAACAUGGACAACUUGCAACAGCGAGUCAAGCGUCAAUUGUCAAUUGCCGUAGUGAGAGCAAACCUUUCUCCUCCUCUCCUGAUCAGCCAAUUACAGCAUCCGCCACUGGUGCGGGUGCCUGUAGCGUAAGCAGAAACUUUUGUAUAGUACAUAUAUGUGUGUUAUGGAUGUUCGUUGUUUUCACAUGUGAUAGAUGAUAUUUUUCGUACUUUUCUGCCUAAAUUUCUAUCAGCGCAAAGCGCACGGCACAAGCUCGUCAUUUACUUUCUCAACAGCAAAGCUUCUGUCCAGCUAAGCUGUUCGUCUGUUGUGUAUGUGUGUAUGUGCUAGCGGCGACAUCUGAUGAGAAAGAAAGAGCUACUCCGUCUGUUGUUGUCUGCGAUCUGCCUGUCUUGAACGCAGUGCGUUGUGCAAGAGCAUUUGAGGGAGGUACCGCUACGUACAUCUCUAUUAGCGGUUUACAAUAUUGUUAUGUUCUGAGUACAGGAAUAAA